Filobasidium floriforme is the source of this 1587-nucleotide messenger RNA. RefSeq lists its product as uncharacterized. Gene Ontology annotation, biological process: proteolysis. The transcript has 5 exons. Bases 1 to 1587 code for a protein of 528 amino acids. The record is from RefSeq and is a predicted model, not a curated record. Gene Ontology annotation, molecular function: cysteine-type peptidase activity. NCBI's taxonomy places the organism in Eukaryota, Fungi, Basidiomycota, Tremellomycetes, Filobasidiales, Filobasidiaceae.
AUGCCUGCCCGUGUAGAAGUGAUGGUUCAGUGCAGAACAUGUUUGACUGUCAUGCAAGCCUGCAGUAUCAAGCGGCACGAGCGGUCGAAAAGACACCUUCAGGCCCUGGAAUCCCGGUCUCAGAAAGCAGCGUCAUCUCUACAAAAAGCCUCGCCGAAUCCCGAAACGACUCUCGAGCAGGAAGCGUCGUUGAACUCUAUCCCGCUCCCGACUGUCGAGCAAAAAGCCUCGCCGAAUCCCGAAACGAAUCUCGACCCGCUCCCGACUUUUGAGCAAAAAGCCUCGCCGAAUCCCGAAACGAAUCUCGACCCGCUCCCGACUUUUGAGCAAAAAGCCUUCAAGGACAGUGCUUAUGGCUGGACCGAGGCUCAUAAUACACGUCUGAAGAAUCUCAUUCAGCAUCUCAACACCACAGAAGCGGGAUGGUCCCCUACCAACCAGUUCAUAUACGAUCUCCUAGCAACUGACUGCUUCCCCGAGCUCCCGUUUCGCCGGUUGUCGCAGAUUGCCAGGCGAUUCUACGACGAGCUUCAGGUAGACGGAAUUCAUGGGUUCAAAGAAGAUAUCGAUGUUAUGGAUGAAGUCAAAGAGGUUGAAAAGGUUCACCAAGACGGAACAAUAAUCAUCUUCAGGCUGUUGUCCCACUCGACAUGGGAGGGCACCACGAACUACAGGUACGGCCACGCUCGGACGGAAUGCGCGCCUAGCAAAUCACUUACAAAGUGUUCCGUCUAUGCGCGAUCCUCACUGUACAGCGAAGAGGAUGACGCAAGAAUCUCGGUGACCAAGUCGGACGACAAUCUGAUGAUCUUAAAGCGAUACUCUUCAGACGCGCCAGACGUAUGCGAAACCUACUUCGCCCGCCCCUCUUCCAUCUCCGUUCGAGUGAAAUCCGAGCCGGCAACCAUCAUCGUAUUCAAAGAUACCAUGCAAGAGGAACGUCUUCACGCGAUGGUCCUGGCACCGAUUCAAAUCAACAGGGCCCGUUCCCAUCAUCAGUUGCCACACGUGGCUAUGUCUACGAGAAGCACAGCCUCUAUCGAGGCGAAAGAUCUGGAUACCCUGGACCCCGGUCGGUUGGUUGUGAAUUCGGUCGUCAACGCGUUUGCAAGACAUCUGCAGAGCCUGCUUGAUAAUGACACCCAAAAUGACGGGCAAAAAUACUGGAUUGCUCCUCUCGACUUCUCGGCGUGGUUGUGUGGGAAGCAAAUUUGGGACGCGAAUGCCAAUCUAGGUCCCCAGUAUCGGUUGCGUCAAGACGAGUUUGGAAAAGUAGAUGGUCACUGGAUUAUUCCCGUAUUGACAAUGGGGGGCAAGGGCAAGGAUGAGGUCGGCCACUACUGGGUUGCUGUUGUUGAGACCGAGAACAAUCAGGAAGUGCUGGUCUAUGAUAGUCUCAUCGGUAGCAGUUGCGUCGCAGCACCACGUCAUACGGAGCUGGCUGAACGUCUAGGCUGCUCCACCAUCACCUUCGCUCAUCAGGCACUUCAGAGUGACUACACGUCCUGCGGAGUCCAUGCCAUGAUGGCGAUGGCACGAGCUGCGAAGACACCUCUGAUGCAAGAAGUUGCAACUGAUCGGCGCUGA